Molecule: messenger RNA, 1759 nt
Organism: Chinchilla lanigera (long-tailed chinchilla)
Lineage: Eukaryota; Metazoa; Chordata; Mammalia; Rodentia; Chinchillidae
Gene: Gabpb2
Product: GA binding protein transcription factor, beta subunit 2
Biological process (GO): positive regulation of transcription by RNA polymerase II
Cellular component (GO): nucleus
Molecular function (GO): protein binding; transcription cis-regulatory region binding
Source: RefSeq, a predicted model, not a curated record
UCAAGCAACAGCCUGACUCAGCGCAGCGCCAGGAAUACCCCUUACACGUUCCCCGGACUUAGGCCAAAGGGGCAAGGUUCUUCCCAUCAACCACAACACUAGCUCCAGUGGAGAAGCUGCCGAGAGGUAAAACCGAAACUCCAGACACAAAUACAACCCAGACUUCUCUUUAGCGGUUUGCUGGGUUCUUGGCGCCAAAACCACCUUCAAGGUCCGUCCCUCACCGGAACUACACAUUCGUAAAACACGUGAUCAAUAACCCUCCGCCCCACCAAAUAGUCCCUCCGGGGAUGUCGCCAAUGCACCCUCGUCCGGCUCACGAGAUCUUCAUUACUUACGAGACGAACUUCAGAAGCGCAUCACUUUCCCGUUCAAAUGGAAAUCCACCUGAAAACCUCUGUUCCUAUGUGUGAAGAUGUCUCUGGUGGACUUGGGGAAGAGGUUGCUGGAAGCAGCAAGAAAAGGCCAAGAUGAUGAAGUGAGGACACUGAUGGCAAACGGUGCCCCAUUCACCACAGAUUGGAAUGGUGCAGAUGUGAAUGCCAAGGACAUGCUGAAGAUGACAGCUUUGCACUGGGCCACAGAACACCAUCAUCGGGAUGUUGUAGAGUUGCUCAUCAAGUAUGGAGCUGAUGUCUAUGCUUUCAGCAAGUUUGACAAGUCAGCCUUUGACAUAGCCCUGGAACAAAACAAUGCCGAGAUUUUGGUCAUCCUCCAGGAAGCAAUGCAGAGUCAGGUCACUGCUAACCCUGGGAGAGCCAGCCCUGUGACCAGCCCUGUGACCAGCCCCGUGACUGUGGCUGCUCCGUUCAUCUUCACCUCAGGAGGUGUUGUCAACCUUGCUAGCCUUGUUUCCUCAGCCAACACCAAAACAACCUCAGGUGACCCCCGUGCCUCGGCAGUACAGUUGUCAAAUUCUCCCACCUCAGUGCUGGCCACUCUUGCCGCGCUCGCUGAGGCGUCCACCCCUCUCUCCAACUCACACAGAGCCGCAGCCAAUUCAGAGGAAAUCAUAGAGGGAAAUUCUGUUGACUCAUCAAUCCAGCAAGUGGUAGGAAGUGGAAGCCAGAGAGUCAUCACCAUAGUGACUGAUGGAGUCCCUCUGGGUAACAUACAGACUGCCAUCCCUACCGGAAGCCUUGGCCAGCCAUUUAUCGUAACUAUGCAAGAUGGACAGCAAGUUCUAACUGUACCUGCUGGUCAGGUUGCAGAGGAGACUGUAAUUGAGGAGGAAGAGGAAGAAGCAGAGAAAUUGCCAGUGACAAAGAAACCAAGGAUGGAGGAGAUAGCAAACAGUGUGGAGGAAAGUAAGGAAGGCAGCGAAAGGGAGUUACUACAACAGCAACUCCAGGAGGCCAAUCGAAGAGCUCAGGAAUAUCGGCACCAGCUCCUCAAGAAAGAACAGGAGGCAGAACAGUACCGCCUUAGGCUGGAGGCCAUGUCCCGACAGCAGCCCAACGGAGUUGAUUUCACCAUGGUUGAAGAGAUAGCUGAGAUAGAUGCUGUGGUCAUCACAGAAAGAGAGGAGGAAGAGAGAGAAACAGAAGUGACGAGGUCAGGAGGUACCACGGAGCCUCAUACUGGAGUUUCUGUGGAAACUGUUUCAUCUUAACAUGCAAGAUCCACAACUUGCAUUGUGUUCCUCUUAUCCCUCUUUUAAGAUGGGCAUGGUGGCACAUAUGUGUAGUCUCAGCUGCUUGUGUGGCUGAGGCAGGAAGAUUGAAAGUUCAAGGCCGGCCUGGGCAACUUAGUGAGACCC